Messenger RNA from Styela clava, 4160 nucleotides. RefSeq lists its product as uncharacterized. Gene Ontology annotation, molecular function: pseudouridylate synthase activity; kinase activity; hydrolase activity, acting on glycosyl bonds. NCBI's taxonomy places the organism in Eukaryota, Metazoa, Chordata, Ascidiacea, Stolidobranchia, Styelidae. The record is from RefSeq and is a predicted model, not a curated record. Gene Ontology annotation, cellular component: cytoplasm.
AAUUUAGGUCUACCAAGAAUAAUUUUUUAAUCCAUAUGCAUGAACUCAAAAUCAAUUUGCCACUUGCUUUAUUUUAUUAUUAUUAUUAUUUUACAUUUUCAAUUUAUCAGCAAUAUGAUAACAAAGGCAGUUUUGCAAUGUGCAAAAGGCCUAAUAUUUAGAAAUAUACUCGCCAGUCAAAAAUAUUAUUUUGCAACUCAAACAUGGAAUAUCGAUGAAAAAUAUUUGAAAAUUCAUCCAGCUGUAAAAGAUGCUCUUUCUUCAAAAAAGCCAGUUGUUGCUUUAGAAAGCACAAUAAUCACACAUGGAAUGCCAUAUCCUGAUAACUAUGAAACUGCACUGGAAGUUGAGGAGAUUGUCAAAUCAAAGUCUGUUACACCAGCUACUAUUGCUAUCAUUGAUGGACAAAUUCACAUUGGCUUAACAAAAGACAAUCUACAUACUCUUGCUACUUCUCCUUCAAGUAUUAAAAUAUCAAGAAGAGGUGUGCCAGCAUCAAUUGCUUUUAAACAAACAGGAGGGACAACAGUGUCAGCUACCAUGAUGCUUGCUCAUAGAUGUAACAUCCCUAUCUUUGUAACUGGAGGGAUAGGUGGAGUUCAUAGAGAUGGAGAGAACACACUUGAUAUAAGUUCGGAUUUAACAGAACUAGGCCGAACCCCAGUUACUGUUAUAAGUGCUGGUGUUAAGUCUAUCUUGGAUAUUCAGAGGACCUUGGAAUUUUUAGAAACUCAAGGAGUCACUGUUGCUACAUUUGGCCAAAACAAUGAUUUUCCAGCUUUUUUCACACAAAAAUCUGGCCACAAAUCGCAAUUCAAUGUCAAAAACGCUUCGAAAGCAGCACAAUUGAUCAAAUCUUCUCAAGACUUAGAGAUGGAUAGUGGAUGCCUUAUUGCUGUGCCUCUUCCUGAUGAAUUUGCAACCUCUGGAGAAAGAAUUGAAAAUGCCAUCAAGACUGCUUUAGCAGAGGCAGAAUCUUCGUCAAUAAAAGGGCCUGAUGUUACUCCAUACAUUUUGAAAAGAGUGAAUGAGAUCACAGGAGGAGAAUCUUUGAAAGCCAACGUGGCUUUAAUCAAGCACAAUGCUUCAGUGGGUGCUGAUAUCGCAGUGGAGUUGGCAAAGUGUUUUUCUAAUUCUGAAGAGAUUGGUGUUGCGACUCCUGUUGAGGAAAUACAAGAGAGACCUGUUGUCAUUGGAGGAACUAACAUUGAUGUAAUAGCAAAAUGUACAUCAGAAAUAUUGUAUGAUGGGCCAUCUAAUCCAGCUGAUAUAAGUUACACAUUGGGAGGUGUUGCAAGGAAUAUUGCAGAGGGAUUAUGCAGAUACAAUGACAAUCCAGUGUUCAUUUCUGCCCUGGGUGACGAUGGUCAUGCUCAGAUGGUUAGAAUGGAAAUGAAGGAAUAUAUGGAUUUGUCUUUUAUAGAAAAGAUUCAAGAAUAUAAUUCAGGUUUAUACAAUGCUGUGUUUGAUGUGAAUGGCUCUCUCAAGGUUGGCAUAGAAUCAAUGAAAGUACAUGAAAUGAUAAACAUAGAAACCAUAAUGAAGAAUGAAGAUGUCAUAUCCCAAGCUCCUCUCGUAUGUAUUGAUGCCAAUUUGACUUCUGAGACUAUCGCUUAUAUAUGUGAUCUAUGUGACAGGAGAGACUUGGAUCUGUUUUUCGAGCCAACAGGAUCAUUAAAAGCAGGAAGGCCGUUUCUUGAUAAUUUAUCUUGGAAAUCCAUCAAAUAUUUGACGCCAAAUUUACAAGAAUUCGAAGUGAUUAUGUCUGCUAUUACUGGGAAGGAAAAGAAGAUAAAUCUGAACGAAAAUGGGAAAUUUAUUGAUUCAACGUUACCAGCCAUCUAUGAAACUUGCCGACCGUUACUGGAACACGUUUAUUGUUUAAUCGUAACCUUAGCAGGCAAAGGUGUUGCCACAUUUGUUCAGGAUGACAGCAAGUCAUCUGGAAUCAAAGCAACACAUUAUCCAUUGACUUCUAUGCCGCAGUUUGAAUGGAUGUUUCAACCGAUUGUCAAUGUCAGUGGGUCAGGAGAUGCAUUUGCAGCUGCUUAUAUUCAUGGACUUUUGCAAGGGAAAGAAUCAGACAUUUGUACAAAGAUGGGUCUCGUUGCUGCGCAGUUUUCUUUGAGGUCCAAUUCUGCAGUGCCAUCGACUUUAAAUACUGAAAUCUUCGAUGGGAUAGAAAAUGUGAAAUGGGACACUCAGGAAUUAUGAUUGUCAAAAUUAAUUCAUUCGAAUAAAGGUUGGGAGACUGCAACAGAAAGCUUCUGAUAGACCACUGCAAGGGUGUAGCCAGGAAUUUUCAAAGAAGGGGUUCUGAAAUUUCUAAUUGCCAAGUUAGACUGUGACAGUUAGCGGGUCGGAGGCCAGAAAACAUGGGUUUUCAAUAGUCUUGAUGAUCCAAAAAGCAGAUCAAGCUAUGAAAAGCUUAUACGAUUAAUACACAAAAAAUGGGAUAUAUAAGGUCAAAAUGCUUAUUCAUUAAUAAGAUUCUGAAUGUUUUUGUUAUGAAUAAAAGUCAAUUUGAACUCCAUGGCCCUGUGUGUCAGUAGCACUUUGAGCAGCUUUGGCGAAGUAAACACGAUUACACAAAGUAUUGUAAAAAUAACUGGUUCGCCCCAUGAUUAAACCUCGGGAUUAAUAUGUAAAUCCUAUCCUCAUUGUAUCUAAUCUAAUUAGUUUUCCAACUAAUUUCCAAACUGAAUCGAAUAAAGAUUCAAAAGUAAUUUUUAAAAACACUACAAGUGCCUGUAUAAUUGAAUUUACUGUAAGUUAAUUUCCUAACACACUGUAUAUGAAUUGUAGAAUACUGUUAGUUACAAUUUUCCAUACUGUUUGCAAUUUUUUUAAUUCUCAAACAACUGCCAUUUUAAUGAAGAGUUUCCUUCAAUUCUUUUUUUAAUGUUCUGCUUCAGACUAUUUGGUUCUUAUUUGCAAUCAUGUUUAGCUAACUGCUAGUGCAAUUUGCUCUCAUUUUUUCUGUUUUCCAAUUUGCUGAGUGCUGAUGUUACUUUUCAUUUUGUCUUGCUUUUAUCUAUUUCAGGCACUCCCGUAGUGUGUGUACCAGGUUAGGGUUAGACCAUUAUUUUAUUUCGAUUUUUCCUUAUUUUAGUUCUAUUACGAGUUCGGGGACAGUCUGUGUUAGCCAAGUGAAUAUAUCCCGUCCAUAGGUUCAAGUCCCUUUACACAACUUGAUGUAAAGUAGGCGAACAAAAUUAGUUACCACCAUAUUGGUACAUACACUUCUGGAGCGCCUUAUUUCAUAUUCUGGCUCUGGGUAAAAGUGAUUUAGUUUUGAUCAAAAUUCAUUCAUGUUAGACCAAUGGUUCUCAACCUUUUUUCUUUCGUGGACAAUUUUGUUGCAAUGAUAAUUUUGUUGCCCAUUAGCAUGCAUCUCUUUUACACUGUUUAAUCAUUAUGCAGAUACUGUUACAUAUUUAAGGCAAAUAAACAUACAUACAAACAUAGUUGGUCACAUGGGGGACCUAAGCUGGUAACCAAUAUUUGUAAAUUCUGGAUUAAAUCUGGAAUAUUUCUUUUCAGUCAAUUUUUGAGAAUACUAUAUUUUAUUGCAAUUCUCUGGGUAACAAAAUAAGAAUACAUUCCUGAUUUGGUACUCCAGAAGUAUGUGCACCAGGUUAGGGUUAGGCCAUAAUUUCAGGUACAAAUACUACGGAAGUCACUUGGCUAGUCCCUGAACUCGUAAUAUAACUAAUAGAUUAUGGCCUAACCCUAACCUGGUACACAUACACCUUUAUGGUGUCAGUCAUCUUGGUGCACAUACCUGUGGAGUGCCUCUGACCAGGCCUCCUCAGUUGACCAGGUCUUUUCUCUCUGAACAUGGCUCUUGACAAGUGUUAUUACGUAUUUACUGCAUGUUACACCCAAGGUGUAAAUGAUUGGGUAGGAGAUGCUGAAACGGGAAGAUUCCUUCCGAAUUAUAGUAGCCAGUUAUAUAUUGUUGGGUAUGAAUGGAGGCAUGUACAAAGUGGUUCUAGGAAAAUUCGCAGCAGAAAAUUUUUCUGUAGGAGAUCUCGCCACAGGAAAUUUCGCCGCAUAGGAAAAAACGAUUUAUUUAAAAACAUUUGUUAUUUAAGAGCAUACCUUAACCCAGGGGUGGGCAACAUACGGCCCCGGCCCGCAACGAGAUUUUGACCGGC